This is a messenger RNA of Phytophthora nicotianae INRA-310, 1139 nucleotides long. RefSeq lists its product as hypothetical. The transcript has a single exon. The record is from RefSeq and is a predicted model, not a curated record. NCBI's taxonomy places the organism in Eukaryota, Oomycota, Peronosporomycetes, Peronosporales, Peronosporaceae. Bases 1 to 1101 code for a protein of 366 amino acids.
AUGUAUGUCGACGUGAAGAAGCAGGAGGCAGCGUCUCUCAAGAAUCUACCGGUCCACACCAGUCGAAGAGCUAAAUCUCGCUUUGCAGAGAGCUUACUCUUCAUUGCUCUCUCGCUGUUGGUGGUGGGGUUGCUGACUUGCGGCUUUAUAAUCGAGUCGUACAUCCUCUCGCAAACACCUCUUACAUUUCUAUUUGGUGACAAUCGCUCGUCGUGCUCCCCUGAUGUCGUGGGUUUAACCAGCGUCCGGUAUCACUCUGACCACGAAUACUACAACAAACUGAGGGCAGUCACCCCUCUUAAGCCGCCAGUUUUCUAUGGAGAACACACGGCGCUAUGCAAAAGCCGCAUCCAUCUCAAGCGCAAGCACUAUUCAUUCAGCAAAUGUUUGCCGAUAUCGGGACGAAAAGAUCCAACAUUUUGCAGUGGAGCCGAUCGUAUGGAUGUGCUGGAGCAGAAGACGUCGGGGCAUAUUUGCCGUGCUAGCGUUCUACACAUGCUGCUAGUGGAAGUGUACGAGGAACUCCAAGCUUUGGGGAAAUCUCCAGUUAUAUUAUACGGUUCGUUACUGGGUGCUGUACGUGAUCGAAGUAUGAUCCCAUUUACAGAGGAUGCUGACAUCGGAUAUAGCCGGAGACUUCGUGUUACAGAUGAUCUGCAUCGAUUACUGUGGGAAAAAGGGUAUCAUCUAUUUUUCCAGGAUAUCUGGCGUGUUUGUAUGGCGCCUACACAUCCUCUAGCUGCCAAGCUUUACGAUCCCACACAGUCGAUUUCCGCUGAUUUUGAAAUGCCAUACCUGGAUCUGUAUUACAUGAAUCAACAACGAGACAGUGGCGAGUGGAAAAUUGAUGAGAUGAACCGAAUUAACGGCAGUAACUUGAUUUCUGACGACAAAGUGAGGCCGUUCUCACAAGUGAUGAUCAAUGGCCAGCGGUUCGAUACCGUACACGAUCCAGAUUACUUUUUAACGAGGAUGUACGGAAACGAUUUCAUGACACCAAAGCCAAGGGAUGAAGGGAAGCAGCAACUCGUAUUCGUUAAGACUAAUGGAAUCGGUCCCGGUGCACUCAAUAGCAUCAAAAGACACGAACGAGACACUUAAAAAUUGUUACUUUACUCGAAUUCAUGUACUUCUUAGAC